Molecule: messenger RNA, 1510 nt
Organism: Fragaria vesca subsp. vesca
Lineage: Eukaryota; Viridiplantae; Streptophyta; Magnoliopsida; Rosales; Rosaceae
Product: F-box/kelch-repeat protein At3g06240-like
Exons: 2
Coding region: 30-1247 (405 amino acids)
Molecular function (GO): protein binding
Source: RefSeq, a predicted model, not a curated record
CAAACGCACACAAAUCUCAUUCAUCUGCAAUGUCGGACUACCUCCCAGAAGAUGUUUAUUUCAAAAUCCUAUCAAGAUUGCCGGCGAAAUCGUUGAUGCGAUUCAAGUGCGUCUCAAAACGGUGGCGUUCUCUCAUCUCCGACUCCCAUUUCGCCAAAACCCAUCUCCACCAAACCCUGACCCACGGCUUCCUCGUAUGCACCUCCCCUCACAUCCCCCAGCUCGAAUCUUCCGUCUUGGAAUCUCCGUCAUUCGGCGACCGCUCUUCCGCCCGAAAGCUGGCCUUCCCGUCCAAACUAACGGAGGAGGAGGAGGAACGCUUGCAUGUCAUGUUACUCGGUUCAUGCAACGGUUUUGUUUUCGCCUGUCUCCGGCGGCUUCGUAAUCCGUGUCGGAAUUACUCAAUCUGGAACCCCACGACCGGGUUCUUCAUGGAUCUACCCGACCCGAAAUUUCCUGAUGACGAAGAGGACGAGUUUUUCCAUCGCCUCGAUCAUCAUGGCAUUGGUUAUCUGCAGGAAACCGACGAGUAUAAAGUUGUGGUAUCAGCGGCUGGCUGGAAUAUUAUGAAGGUGUUGUCGCUGAGGGAUCAAAAUUGGAGAGAGAUAACAUAUCCGCAUAUGUUUGUGCAUGAGCCUGAAGGGGUUGGACUACACGAGACGCUGUACUGGGUUGCUUCCGACAAUGAACCAGAUCCCGUACGGGAGUCUGAACCCUACCUGAUUGCUUUCGAGCUGAGAAAUGAAGAUUUUCGGAUAAUGCAGCUUCCUAUGGCUUCCAUUGCAGAAGAUGAGAAUCUGGCGCUGUUUUCGUGGAGAGGGUGCCUGUGUUUAUGGGUGUAUCGGACUCGUUCUGCGCAGACUGUGCAGUGUUGGGUGAUGGAAAAGUGUGGAGAUGCUGAUUCUUGGACCAGGAGUUAUAAAUUUGGUGUUCCCAAUCCGCCAGUAUGGACCAGGUAUCUGAGACCGCUGUUGAUCACUGAAAACAGUAGAGUUCUCGUGAGGUAUUCAGUUGAGAAUUCGUCAAAAAUAUUGGAGUUGGUCAAAGUUGUUGAUAAAGAAGAGAAUCAAGAAGAGGAGGUGGUUACUUAUAUGCAUGGGUGGCACGGGAGGAGAUUUCAGUGGGGGAGUCUUAUGAUUGUAUACGAUGAGACUUUAUUUUGCAGUGUGAUGGUGGAACCAAAGCAGCCAGAGAGAAAGGGCAAGAAACUGAAAACGCAGCACCAGGGCCUCACAAAGCUCAAAUGAACAUAAUGGAAUAAUUUUCACUCCGGCAUGCUGGCUCAAAGAUAGUAGCCUGGAUGACAAGUCUUCCUUGUUGGUCAUUGAUUUCUGUGGUAAAUGUUGUGAACAUAUGUUAUGGUAUGCUAGUCUGCAGGGACUGUAAAUUCUCUUCUGGUUGGUUACUCCUUUGACUCUUAUGAUUUUGUAAAUUACAUAUCAAGUAAGCUUUUUGCUGGAUACAUCUGAUGUAUUUUGAAAUGGAAAACUGAAUUUCCAUUUGUACUUGG